This is a messenger RNA of Halichondria panicea, 2341 nucleotides long. RefSeq names its product cysteine--tRNA ligase, cytoplasmic-like. The record is from RefSeq and is a predicted model, not a curated record. Bases 105 to 2294 code for a protein of 729 amino acids. Gene Ontology annotation, cellular component: cytoplasm. Gene Ontology annotation, molecular function: ATP binding; cysteine-tRNA ligase activity. The transcript has 17 exons. Gene Ontology annotation, biological process: cysteinyl-tRNA aminoacylation. NCBI's taxonomy places the organism in Eukaryota, Metazoa, Porifera, Demospongiae, Suberitida, Halichondriidae.
CAGAGCAGUUCUCUUCAAUUUCCACUUUGUCUCUAAUUUAACGCCUACUAAUUGAGCUAUCUAACCAACGUGGGUGCGGUUUACCACACUAUUUAGUGAUAUUGAUGUUCCAUCUUCUCCUCACUCAAAGAGCUGCUAAACGACUGCUUCUGCCUCUCUACACAAGCUCUAGGAUGUCUGCUACACAAGGUGGUGCUAGUGCUAGUGGGCAAGAGGUUCUCAAGGUCUACAAUAGCCUCACUCGUAGGAAGGAGGAGUUUGUUCCAUUGUCUGGUCGUCGUGUCACGUGGUACAGUUGUGGACCUACUGUUUAUGAUGCUUCUCACAUGGGCCAUGCCAGGUCUUACAUAACCUUUGAUAUCUUAAGAAGAGUCAUCUCCAACUAUUUCAACUACGAUGUAUUCUAUGUCAUGAAUAUUACCGACGUGGAUGAUAAGAUCAUACGAAGAGGUCGCCGCAAUCAUCUCUUGGCACAAUACACACCGUCAUCUCUUGAGUCGCUGCGUGAUGACCUCACUCAAGCUUUGGCUGCCUAUAGCCUCAAAGUGGAUACUGAGACUGAUCCUGAUAAGAAGAAGAUGUUAUCCAACACUCUGGAAGCAGCCAGUGCGUGUCUAGUGGAGACUGACCAAGAGAAGAUAUUGACGCUGGCCAAAGACCCACUAUCUGAUUGGCUGGAUACUAAGUAUGGUGCAGGGAUCACUGAUCACGGCAUAUUCUCCACACUCAGUCGUCACUGGGAGGAGGGAUUUCAUGCUGACAUGGCACAACUAAAUGUGCUUCCCCCUGAUGUGCUAACGAGAGUGAGUGAGUACGUCCCUGAAGUGAUCACAUAUGUACACAAGAUUAUCACCAACGGCUUUGCUUACGAAUCCAAUGGUUCUGUGUACUUUGAUGUGGCUAAGUUCAGUAGUUCUCCUGAUCAUCGUUAUGCCAAGUUAGUCCCUGAAGCAGUUGGAGACUUGCGGGCCAUUGCAGAGGGAGAAGGUGUGCUAAGUGUGGACAAAGGAUCUGAGAAACACUCACGAAAUGAUUUUGCCCUUUGGAAGGCAAGCAAAUCAGGAGAGCCUAGUUGGGAGAGUCCGUGGGGUCCUGGGAGACCAGGCUGGCAUAUUGAGUGCUCUGUCAUGGCUUGUGCUAUCCUUGGAGAGGUGGCGGAUAUCCACACUGGAGGAGUGGAUCUCAAGUUUCCUCACCACGACAACGAGAUAGCUCAAGCUGAGGCUUGUUAUGGCAGCGAUAGUUGGAUGACCUAUUUCCUUCACUCUGGACAUCUUACUAUUGAGGGCUGUAAAAUGAGCAAGUCUCUCAAGAACUUCAUUACUAUACAAGAAGCGCUGAGUAUGUACAGUGCCAGUCAACUCAGACUAGCCUUCUUACUCCACUCAUGGAGUGCUACACUCGACUAUAGUCAGGGAACUAUGAGAGAGGCCAUGGCUUGGGAGAAACUAUUCAAUGAGUUCUUCCUAAAGGUCAAGGACGCUGUACGGAGGUUGCCAUGCCAACAAGGAGUGGAGAGCUACUCAAAGUUUGGAGAGCGAGAAUUGAUACUCAACAGAAAAUUUCAGGACACCAAAACUUCCGUUCAUGCUGCACUUUGUGACUCUAUUGAUACUGUGUGUGCAAUGAGGGAACUGCGGCAACUUGUGUCAGCCUCCAACAUUUACUGCUCUCAGGGAAAUCCCCCUCCCAAUGUGCGACUCCUGCACACAGUGGCUACUUAUAUCACUGAUAUGCUCAAACUAUUUGGAGUCAUUUCCGAAGAUUCUGAUAUCGGUUUUCCACUGGAUAGCCAAUCAGCUUCAAGCUCACAGGAAUUAGAACCACUUGUUUCACUGCUGGCAAAUUUCCGAGAAAAAGUUCGAAAUGUUGCUCUCCAGGAAAAGAAGAGUGACCUGCUGAAACUCUGUGACAGUGUUCGUGAUGUAGAGCUACCUGAAUUAGGAGUGAUUCUAGAGGAUAAAGAAGGACAUACGGUGGUCAAAGUUGUGGGCAAAGAGGCUGCUUUACGUGAGAGAGAGGCUUUACUCGAGGCUCAAGCUGACAAGAUUAGAAUUAAAGCUCAACAGAAAGCCAAACAGGAGGCUGCUAAAGCUGCUCGUGAUGCAGUCGCUGCUGUAGCUCCUGAGGACAUGUUCCUGUCCAUGACUGACAAGUACAGCAUGUAUGAUGAUCAAGGAGUCCCCACUCAUGACACUAAUGGCACACCAUUGUCUGACUCUCAGAGAAAGAAGCUCAAGAAGCAAUGGCAGACACAAGACAAGAAGUACAAAGACUAUAUAGCCAAGAAAUAACAGAAUUAUGUACAUACCAAUUUUCCUCCAAUAUAACGUUAAACAAA